Molecule: messenger RNA, 1928 nt
Organism: Physcomitrium patens
Lineage: Eukaryota; Viridiplantae; Streptophyta; Bryopsida; Funariales; Funariaceae
Source: RefSeq, a predicted model, not a curated record
GCCGGGGUCGAGGAUGACGAGGUGGCGUCGCAGGGAGGGGAGCACCCAUGUGAAGCGUGAUCGUGGCUUGUGCCACGAUUUCCGCCCUCUAGGGUUGUAUUUUACGGAAUUAGAUUACUUGGACCUCGGGCGUGUUUGCGUUGUGAGCGUUGUGAGCAUUGUUGAGAGUUGUUGAGAAGGAGGAAGAUGGACGUGACGGACGAGAAUAGAGCAAGGUAGGGGCUGAUUUCGAUAUAGGGGGAAAGGGAGUUCGAUGGAGGUGGUGAUGAAGGCGCUGCUGCUGCGAUCGGGGGAGAUUUUUUUGGAAUUGAGAUAGAGUAGAUAAGGUUGGCUGGUGGAGAAUGUGGAAGUUAUUAGAGCUGAUAUGGUCAGGCUCCGAGAAUGUGGCGUGUUGUCUCGCGGGGUGCUUCGGGUCCAAGAGCGCGAGCCACCCGUAUGACGACCAUUGGGAUGAUCCCGCAGCGAUCUCGCGCACCACGGCGUUUACUGUGAGCGAGGUGGAAGCUCUGUACGAGCUCUUCAAGAAGAUCUCCAGCGUUGGAGUGUAUGAUGGCGUGGUGAACAAGGAAGAGUUCCAGUUGGCGCUCUUCAAGCAGAAUAAGAAGGAGAGUUUGUUCGCGGAUAGGGUUUUUAAUCUGUUCGAUGAGAAGCACAAGGGAUAUCUUGAGUUUCCUGAGUUUGCCCAGGCGCUGUCGGUUUUUCAUCCGAAUGCCAAUGUUGAGGACAAGAUCGAUUUCGCUUUCCGGUUGUAUGACCUGCAACAGCAAGGGUACAUCGAGCGUUCCGAGGUGAAGCGGAUGGUGGUUGCGACUCUGGCGGAGUCAGGGUUGAAUCUAUCGGACGACGUCAUCGAGGAGAUUAUCGAUAAGACUUUUUUAGAAGCUGAUACGAAGAAUGAUGGCCGAAUUGAUAAAGAGGAGUGGCGGACUUUGGUUAUGCAACAUCCCUCCCUUCUGAAAAACAUGACCCUGCCCUACCUGAAGGACAUCACCACGACUUUCCCGAGCUUCAUCUUUCAUUCCUUAGUAGAAGAAACUUGAAAGAGGUUGUUGAUGGUAAUAUCUGUGAUGAUAUUGAUGUACCCCAAAAUAGUAGAAUGUUUUGAAAGCAUUCAAUUGGCUGCAGGACGUUUGUGCUCUAAGCCGGCUCGUAUGGCUUCAACACAAUUUAUGUUAUGUGGAUUGCUCAGCACUCUAGGAUGCUAAAUAUGGUUUCUGUGCAGCUGGUAUUUUUUAGACGAGAGUACUGCGCCCGCCAUAAUUUUUAUUUGGCAACGUGUCUCUUGAAAUGUAAUAGUAUCUAAUCGAACUUUGGAGGAGCUUGUUUGUAGUUGUAACUAGUCUGGAUGGCUUUUAUGAUCGGAGCGUUGCAUCAUGCUGAUCGAUCUCUCCAUGAUCCUCUACUUGCAGCUAGACGCUCAUUUCUAAUACAGGUCAAGUUCGCUGCGUUAAAGAUAGUAGUGUUACAUGUGGCUACUUCUCGUCUGCAUCUCUUUGAUUGACUCAUUUUGUUUAUGACAAGUUUGUCAGGACUUGAUUUCGAAUUCUCCUUCAGCAAUGUGGCGUCAGGCUUGAACUGAUGCGUGAGAUAUAAUUUUGGAAUCUCCAUGAUGAGCGUCAGCGAGAGGUCUCGAAGUAUUCAAGCUCGGUCACAUGAAAUUAUGCAACACAGCACCGGGUUUGAGCAUGGUAUGCUUGAACUCCUAAAUCCUAACCAAGAAUUCGGAUUCCAUGGGUUGAGUGGGUCAAUAAUUGAGCUUCACAUCUGGAAUGAUUGGUUCUCAGUUAACUCUUGCUACCGUGUGAGAGCUUAAGUAAUCCUCUGGCAUGGCCUGUCACGAUCCCUCAUCAGCUUGUGAUAAUUCGUACACAUGGAGGGUGAGUUCGUACAUUUUUUUUCAUAAGACACAGUACAUGAUGUUUUUGGUC